AUGGACCCUCCAACACCCCCUGUAGGCACAUUUGAUGUGGAUGUGGACCUUGGUUUUGCCCUUUUCUUCUUUUUCCUGCUCUGCUUUUUCUUGUUGGUGGCCAUCGUCCGCUGUGCUCAGAUGGUGCUGGACCCUUACAGUGCUAUCUCUGUCACUACACACCAGGAGGAGCAAACAGAGGACUGA
Messenger RNA from Chelmon rostratus (copperband butterflyfish), 186 nucleotides. Its product is annotated as cortexin domain-containing 1-like. Bases 1 to 186 code for a protein of 61 amino acids. The transcript has a single exon. The record is from RefSeq and is a predicted model, not a curated record. Lineage: Eukaryota; Metazoa; Chordata; Actinopteri; Chaetodontiformes; Chaetodontidae.